Platichthys flesus (European flounder) is the source of this 3896-nucleotide messenger RNA. RefSeq names its product Rho guanine nucleotide exchange factor (GEF) 4 (gene arhgef4). NCBI's taxonomy places the organism in Eukaryota, Metazoa, Chordata, Actinopteri, Pleuronectiformes, Pleuronectidae. The transcript is spliced from 13 exons. Gene Ontology annotation, biological process: intracellular signal transduction. The record is from RefSeq and is a predicted model, not a curated record. Gene Ontology annotation, molecular function: guanyl-nucleotide exchange factor activity; protein binding. The coding region runs from base 406 to 2769 and encodes 787 amino acids.
GCUGAGCUUCUGAAAAGAACUCUGUCGGCGCCAGAUGGAGAAUGUAGUAACACUUGGCAAGAACUUGGACACUUUAUAUCUUCUCCACUCCUGGACAGGCUUAGCAAUCCAGUGUCACCAUCCUCCCUCAGAGCCCUUCGCCACACAGAUCCCAUAUCCAAACGGGGAGUUCCACAAGGGAAUGGAAACCUCCAUGGGUGCAAAUCUGAGGGCCAGAGAAGAAAGUGUUUACCUGGCCUAUCGCAAUUUUCAAAUGACUCUGCAAUUCCACAUCUCAAUAACAUCAGCCUUGUUUCACCUUUGAGCCCCAGCUCAAUAGCCGCCCUUACCCACCAGCCUUCAUAUCCUUGGAGUAGGUCCCACCAAGUUGCUAGUGAGGUCUUGACUGAAAGCCCCCUACGGCCAAUGAGCCCCAAACCCAACAGUCCUAGGCCAGUAGCUCAACGUAAAAACUUCUGUUAUCCUCACUCAUCAGGGGCCAGUUCUGUGUGUUCUAAAAUUCUGGGUCAGUCAGUGAGCUUGGAAGGGCUGACAGACCCCCCUGAGAGACCUAAAACCCUAAAACCCUCAACUAGCCCUUUAGUUGUCAAUCUCAGUCUUCUGGAUACGGAAGAGCACAGAAUAGACAGCCAGUCACACAUCAGCCUGUAUUCCUUUGGCUUCAUCAGUGAAUUAGAGGGCUCUCAAAAUGUUGGUCGGCCUGCCAGUCAGUCCAGAACAAGAAAGCUGUUGGAGGUGGAAAGCGAAGGGAAGGCCUCUAUUGUUCUUGGCAGGCUGAGGAAUGGCUGCUGGUUGGAUGUGGGCCAUGAAAGAGGUGGCCGGCAGCAAGAGCAAAACUCUUCAGAUGACCUCUGGAUUGAAGAGCAAAAGAAAUACAAACGCAAAUUGGCCAGAGUCAUCAGAGGAAGCCUUGGCCAGCUCAACACACUGAUAUCUGAAGACAUGGACAAAUCUGAUGCUGGAGUCACCUCAGGGCCCAUCAAGGCUUUCAGGGAGAUGCCGCUUAAAGCCCACUUCUUCUCUCAGAGCACUCCCAUUGGACUUGACUGCCUGGGCUGGAGAAGACGCAUCGCCUAUACCUCGGUGGUUAUUCCUGACGGCGCUUCAGAGAAGGCAGGAUUUGGGGAUGAGCUUGGAAGCGAAGAUGAUCUCCUGUAUGAAGACUUUCGCAGUUCUGGACAUCGUUUUGGACACCCAGGAGGGGGCGGAGGGGAGCAGCUAGCCAUCAAUGAGCUGAUCAGUGAUGGCAGUGUGGUGUAUGCUGAGGCACUCUGGGACCAUGUCACCAUGGACGACCAGGAGCUUGGCUUCAAGGCCGGUGAUGUCAUCGAAGUAGUGGAUGCCACUAACAAGGAGUGGUGGUGGGGCCGCAUCAUGGACAGCGAAGGCUGGUUUCCUGCAAGCUUUGUGCGGUUGCGUGUGAAUCAGGACGAGCCGAUGGAGGAGUAUCUGGCCGACCUGGAGGAGGUGCACACCGGUGAGAAGGACCAGGCGGGUCUGGGCCUGUUAUUGGGACCUGGUUUACCCUGCAAAGAGCAGAUGAGGACCAACGUUAUCAAUGAGAUAAUGAGCACAGAGAGAGACUACAUCAAGCACCUGAAAGACAUCUGUGAGGGUCACAUCAAACAGUGCCGUAAGAGAACAGACAUGUUCAAUGAGGAGCAGCUUCGAGCCAUCUUUGGCAAUAUUGAAGAGAUCUACCGAUUCCAGAGGAAGUUCUUGAAAGGCCUGGAGAAGAAGUUCAACAAGGAGCAGCCGCACCUCAGCGAGAUUGGCUGCUGCUUCCUUGAACAUCAAACAGAUUUCCAGAUCUAUUCGGAGUAUUGUAACAACCACCCCAACGCCUGUAUCCAGCUCUGUAAGUUGAUGAAAGUCAACAAGUACGUAUUCUUCUUUGAAGCCUGUCGACUACUCCAGAAGAUGAUUGACAUUUCCUUGGAUGGCUUCCUGCUCACCCCGGUUCAGAAGAUCUGCAAGUACCCACUCCAGCUGGCCGAGCUGCUCAAAUACACCAACCCACAGCACAGAGACUACCAAGAUGUGGAGGCAGCCUUGAACGCCAUGAAGAACGUGGCAAGGCUGAUCAAUGAGAGGAAGCGGCGCCUUGAGAAUAUUGACAAGAUCGCCCAUUGGCAGAGCUCCAUAGAGGACUGGGAGGGUGAAGACAUCCUCAGUAGAAGCUCUGAUCUGAUCUUUUCAGGGGAGUUGACCAAGCUGUCUCAGCCUCAGGUCAAGAGUCAACAGAGAAUGUUUUUCCUUUUUGACCAUCAGAUGGUGUUCUGCAAAAAGGACCUCCUACGGCGGGACAUGCUAUACUACAAGGGUCGGAUGGACAUGGACAACAUGGAGGUGAUGGAUGUGGAGGACGGCAAGGAGAAAGACUUUAACAUCAGUGUGAAGAACGCCCUGAAGCUGCGAUCAGUGGAUGGUGAUGAGGUCCACCUCCUCUGUGCCAAGAAGCCUGAACAGAAACAACGCUGGCUCCGAGCCUUUGCCGAUGAGAGGAGGCAGGUUCAGCAUGACCGUGAUACAGGCUUCUCUCUCACAGAGGUCCAGAAGAAACAGGCCAUGUUGAAUGCCUGUAAAAGCCAUCCAGCUGGGAAACCCAAAGCGGUGACCAGACCCUACUAUGACUUCCUUCUGCGACAGAAACACCCCUCCCUCCCCACAGCUUUGCCCCAGCAGCAAGUUUUCAUGUUGGCUGAGCCCAAGCGCAAAGCCUCCACCUUUUGGCACAACAUCGGGAGAUUAACACCCUUCAAGAAGUAAAAAAAUGAUGACAGAAAUAGAAAGCUGUGGAGACAAAGAAGAGGAGAAAGAGAAGAGCUCUCUGCUCGUGCCUGAACAGACCCUUUUUAAUUCCUCCCCCUUCCUUUCCUAUCGGUAUCAUUGCCCUAAUUGAUAUACUGAUUUAAGGUAUAGAUAAGGAUGAUUAUGAUGAUGGGGAGAUUAUUUUUGAAAGCACUUUAUAGGUUGGUUAACAAUCAAACUAGAGAAUUGUCUCCUGGAGACACUGAGUCAAACAGGGAGCAUGGACUCUUGCUUAACUUGCUACUAUACCUUCAGUCACGCGCAAACUGGUACUAAUACUAUGACUGUACUGCUGCAAGCGAGCAUGGGACUUCUGACUGUGCUGCCUCUAUAAAGACAUUGCCUGUCGACAAAUCCGUGUCGUUCAUUUCCAGUGUUCUUAUGUUUUAUGAUUUGACAGAUGCCAACAGUUCGCAGUGCCAGAUUAUUUUCUUUUGUAUUUGUUUGUUCUAUGUCAAAAAAAGGGAAAAUGAGGAGGUGGAUAACGAUUGAUGUGCAUUUCUCUGUGCAAAUCUAUAGUUUCAGGAUCAUUGCAGCUGGGUUUUGAUGUGUUUUGUGAUCUCCAUCCACCAGGAUAUCUUUCUGUAUUUCCCUGGUGCAUUUGUGGUAUAUCGCAAACAAUUUAUUAAAAAACAACAUAAAUGCAGCCCAAAGAAGAUUGAACUCAUCCCAGAUAAGGAGCUUUUUUAUUGAAACAAACAGCAGCAACCCACACUUUCCAGCAACAGACAUUCCUCGAGUGUGAUCCUCGACUCUUCCUUAUACCUACCAUGUCAAUGAAAGUAAACAACCUAUUCUUUCUUUAUUUUUUAUUUUUUAAGUGCCAUUUGAAGUGUGCCAUGGAUGACUUACAAUGACAUGCAUGGAUGUGAUGAAAAAUACUGUGAAGAUAAUUUUUUGUAUCUUUGAAGAAUCCAGCUCUAUUUAACCAGAUUCAGGAAACUGAUGACUUUAUUGUACUACUAGGCUGACGGCAUCUUUCUCUCUCUCUCUCUCUCUCUCUCUCUCUCUCUCUCUCUCUCUCUCUCUCUCUCUCACAAACACAAACACAAACACACACACACACACACAUACACAAACAGACA